GUCAGAACUGUACAAUAACCUGCCAGUGCUAAGAGUUUAUUAUUCAACAAAACAGCUGAAUUCAACACAUUUUAUUUGCGGGAAAAAACUCUGUUUAAUGAAUGCCAUGCCGAAAGCUGCUUUUAAAUCACUGCACAGCAAGAUGCUUACAUUUCUAUUUCUCAUAGGAUGCAUUUUAAUGAUUACAGGGCAACCUACAGCAACAGAAACUUCAACAAUACCAACAAUUCCAGCAUCAUCAUUUGCUUCCACAGAAUCAAUAUCAAACAACCCAGAAACAGCAAUUGUAACAAUCUCUGAAUCUCCAGAAACUUCAGCAAUACAAUCAUUUGAAGAAUCAACAACUACUUUAACAGAAUCAACAUCAAAUCAGUUAUUAAUAUCAACUACCGCACAAACUGUAUCAACCUUUGAAUAUCCAGAAACUUCAGCUACACAAACAAUUCUAGCAUCAUCAUCUGCUUCCACAGAAUCAAUGACAGAAACUUUAUCAACCUCUGAAAUUCCAGAAACAUCAGCAACACAAACAAUUACAGCAUCAACAUCUACUUCAACAGACUCUACUACAGAAAUAUUAUCGAUUUCAGAUACUCUAGAAACUUCAGCCAUUUCUGAAUCUCCAGAAACAUCAACACCAACGAAAAAAAUUCCAACAACACCUACUUCCCUGGAAUUAACUACAUCUCUGUCAUCAACAUCACCCACUCCAGAAAUGUUUUCAAUCUCUGAAUCUCCAGAAACUUCAGCUACAGAAACAAUUACAGCAUCAACGUCUCCUUCACCAGAUUUAACCACAAAUCUAUUAGCAAAAUCACACACUCCAGCAAGUUUAUCAACCUCUGAAUCUACAGAAACUUCAGCAACUCAAGCAUUAACAGCAUCAACAUCUACUUCAACAGAUUCAACAAUAAAUCUAUCAUCAAACUCAGACACUCCAGAAACUUUAUCAACCUCUGAUUCUUCAGAAACUUCAGAUACACAAACAAUUACAACAUCAACAUCUACUUCAACAGACUCUACUACAGAAAUAUUAUCGAUUUCAGAUACUCUAGAAACUUCAGCCAUUUCUAAAUCUCCAGAAACAUCAACACAAACAAUUACAGCAUCGACAUCUACAUCACCAAAAUUAACUACAGAAAUAUUAGCAUCAACCACUCUAGAAAUGUCAUCCACCUCUGAAUUUCCAGAAACAUCAGCAACACAAACAAUUACAACAUCAACAUCUACUUCGCUAAAAUUAACAACAGAUCUAUCAAUAUCGAACACUCCAGAAUCUUUAUCAACCUUUGAAUCUUCAGAAACUUCAGCUACACAAACAAUUACAGACUCAACAUCUACUUUACCACAUUUACCCACAAAUCUAUUAUCAACAUCACACACUCCAGCAACUUUAUCAACCUCUGCAUCUCCAGAAACUUCAACACAAGCAUUUACAGCAUCACCUGUUUCCACAGAAUCAACUAAAGAUCUAUCAUCAACAUCAGCCACUCCAGAAAUGUUAUCAACCUUUGAAUCUCCAGAAACAUAUGCUACACAAACAAUUACAGCAUUAACUUCUACUUCACCAGAUUUAACCGCAAAUCUACUAACAUCAACCAAUCCCCUAACUUUAUCAACCUCUGAAUCUCCAGAAACUUCAGCAUCACAAGCAUUUACAGCAUUAACUUCUACUUCACCAAAAUCCACUACACAUAUAGCAUCUAAAUCCAGCGCUCCAGAAACCUUGUCAACCUCUGAAUAUCCAGAAACUUCAGCUACG
Molecule: messenger RNA, 1759 nt
Organism: Silurus meridionalis
Lineage: Eukaryota; Metazoa; Chordata; Actinopteri; Siluriformes; Siluridae
Product: cell wall protein DAN4-like
Exons: 3
Source: RefSeq, a predicted model, not a curated record